Messenger RNA from Chara braunii, 5083 nucleotides. The record is from the annotation of a GenBank genome assembly. Lineage: Eukaryota; Viridiplantae; Streptophyta; Charophyceae; Charales; Characeae.
CUUAGAGUGUGACAGUCAUUUGAGUCGAGGGUGGCAGAAUCAGGGCCUACUCACACUAGCACAUUUAAGGCCAGAGCUGGAUGCAUCUGACUGAAAUUUUCCAUCCAUCAAUAAGUCGAAAAAGUCCCCGUGCGAGGGUACCCGCAGAGGGUUCUGCUGGGCUUCGGAUCACGCCAUCUGGUGGUUUUGCAGGUGUUCAGUUGAACUGAAAUGACUGUGAAAGACUCUUAAGGGUUCUUCCGACCUUCAGCACUGUGGUAAUUGACUUGAAUGAUUUGAAUUUUGAAUCGAUGGUCGUCAGACCAGGUGGGAGCAGGUGGGACAUGGGAUUGACCAGCUUUGGUCCAUUUAGUCCAUCUUCAGCAAAAGUAGUGCCAGAGUAUUGGUUUUCUUUUCAGACUCUUUCUUUCUUUAACGAGUUUUUUUUUUCAACUUUUUUGGCAUUGAUGUGGGUAAGAAUCUUGGUGCAAGUCUUUUCUCGACCCAUUGGUAGGCACGCCGUUACAGCCUGCUGAUGUGUCAGUCACAUUUUCACACCCCUCACUCUUUACCCAGUUUGGGAUUGCGGGGAUAGAGGUCAGGUUGGGAUUGCGGGGAUCGAGGUCAGGUUCGGACUUCGGGAUGGAGAUCAGGCUGGGAUUUGGGGAUCGAGAUCAGGUUGGGAUUUGGGGAUGAAGAUGAGGUUGGGAUUUGGGGAUCGAGAUUCGGUUGGGAUUUAGCGAUCGAGAUCAGGUUGGGGUUCGGGGACCGAGACGAGGUUGGGAUUUGGGGAUCGGGAUGGGAUUUGCGGAUUGAGAUCAGGUCGGGGUUUGGGGAUCAAGAUCAGCAUAUAUGGAUCACGACCGGGAUGAGGAUGGGGAUCAAAUCCAGGUUCACAAUUCGGACCAGGUUCAAAUUGAGCGCAGCUGAGCUGCACGCGCCAUCGAUCGCCAAGAUCAGCAUAUGGAUCACGACCGGGAUGAGGAUUGGGAUCAAAUCCAGGUUCACAAUUCCUACCAGGUUUCAAUUGAGCUCAGCCAAGCUGUGCGCGCCAUCGAUCGACGACCAAAGUUCAAGGGCACAUGCAGCCGCAGAUGUCUGUCCCGGAUCACACGCAAAGUGGACCAGGUUCGAACUGAGAUGGGCGAAGCUUCUAUCGAAAACACAGAGAGAAAGUUCGGAGGCACGUUCAUCCAAAGGCGCAGGUGCCUCUGUCUUGCUUUCUCAUGUUGAGAGCAACCAGGGCAGCCUUUAUGUGGGAUGAGGCUGUCAAUUUGGAACAGUUGUGUGCUGGUUCCAAAUCCCCCUCCCUGCCAUUGUACCAGAUUGGAACCUAUGUUUUUCUUAGGGGGCAUGAUACUGGUGCGGAACCUAUCUUCUGGGCCCAUGGUACCAGAUUGGAACCAAUGUUUUUUUUAGGGGGCAUGAUACCGGUGCGGAACCUAUCUUCUGGGCCCAUGGUACCGGAUUGGAACUUAUCUUUUGGCUGCAGUAGAUUGGUCAUAGAGGACUGAAGUGGGACAGCAAAUCAGCCCCACUGUUCCACGUCUCCUCAAGCUGUCAAUUAGGGACAGUUUCUGCACCGCUCCCAAAUCCUCGGGCCCGCCAUGGUACCGAAUUGGAACCUAUCUUCUGGGGUCAUUGUGCCGGAUCAGGACCUGUCUUAUGGGCCCAUGGUACCAGAUUGGAACCUAUCUGUUGGCUGCACUAGAUUGGUCAUAGAGGACCAAAGUGGGACAGCAAAUCAUCCCAGCCCAGCUGUUCCAUGUCUCGUCAAGAUGCUCCAGGUUCUCAAGCACGCCCACUGUCUGACCAGCCAGAUAUAUUUCCGUAAUGUGGCAAGCGUCUCAUUUUCUUCCUUCUUUAGAAGUUUAGAGUCUUUAGACUCCUUUUCUCAUUCUUUACUUCCUCCCCUCUGUCCGCACAGCUCAUCAAAACUGUUUUUCGUGUGAUCGAGGUGAUCGUAGUAACCGGUCAUCGAUCGUUGCAUAUGGUAUUUGUAAGUGUGACAGUUUGUCGAUUUCUUCCGUCCCUCAGUUGGUUUUGUUGGGUGAGGGUGGAGAGGGGCAACCCCCCUCGCAGCAGUACCGAGCUCCAGAGGGUUUGGCAUGUUCUCUUGGAUUGGGCAUCGUCGCGUAGGGACGCAUGUCCUUGUCUCGACCGAAAGCCCGAGUACAAAACUGCUUUGAUUCACUUGGUGUCUAUUCUCUUUCUCUUCCCAAGUUUUAUUUCCCCUUUUGUUUGUGCCUUUUGCUUUUCAAGGAUAAUGAUAGAGUCUGAGCUUUUAAGUAUGUCGAACGGUUUGGCGUCAUCACAUUCCGGUUUUGUUAUGUCAGGUAAGAUGUCAAUAGUGCACUGUUUGUGCACCUCACUUAUUUUUCUUCUUUUUUUUUUUCCCCUUUCUUUCUUGCGCAAGGACCAUGCUCUUGUGCAUCUCUAAUAGACGUAUUAAACUGUUAAUUGCAUGCACGGUGUGAGCGCUAAACUCUCUUGUAGUUUUUUGUGACUAUUGGAUUGUGCUAAGAUAGGAGGAUCGAUAUUGUCACUCCGGAUGCAUACAUGCACCGAGUUGGAUCGCUCACGGGUGAAGACCGGAGCAGUGUUUUCUAGCGUUGGGUACUCUAAACUGAUGAGCUCAACAGGAGUGUGGUAGUGUUAAUGUACGGUACGGUAUAUAAUUUGGAAACAUGAUAAUGUGCUAUAUAUCCCUCCUGUGCUAUAUAUCGAUUUGAUGAACUCUGGCCAUUCAAGGAGGGAGAUCAGAUUGUCCAUCUUUGGGUGCUCUUACUGAUGAAGUUAAUGGAACUGGUACAUACAUACUGUAUGAUAAUGUGCUUUUGAAAUGAGCAACAGGGCAAAUAGCUUUAUGGCAUGCGGCAUGGCCUGUCAAGAGUGUACAUUUUGUCCUAACCUCAGCCCACCUCUGCACGUCCUUGCUUGCAUGACUCUGCAAUGUUGAUUCUCGUAGUCAAAUGUAGCAUCUCUCUCUCUCUCUCCCUCCCUCUCUCUCUCUCUCUCUCUCUCUCUCUCUCUCUCUCUCUCUCUCUCUCUCUCUCUCUCUCUCUCUCUCUGCACCCUCUCUCUCUCUCUCUCUCUCUCUCUCUCUCUCUCUCUCUCUCUCUCUCUCUCUCUCUCUCUCUCUCUCUCGAUGCACUAUCGUAACGGGUGGUAAUAAUGAUGAUGAUAUGAUGAUGACAAUGGUGGCAGCUAUGGCAGUGAUGCAUUCGUCAUCUUGUGCGCAUGCGCGUUGGGGACAAGCACAUGGGUGUGGUCGUCCACUUCUUACAUACCUGAGACUCCAAAGAUUGUCAAGUGCAGCGGCAACGAACAGAGUAUGCGCUCUGAGGUCUGAACUGAACAUCGAUCACCGGAAUGGCUGUCAUGCCACUUCAUCCAGGAGGUCUUUACUGCGGAGCCACAAUUGGAACCAUGGUAUCUGUUGGGCUAGUCUACUCUCACAGAAUAGUGCCACUCUUCCUUGUAAGAACUUUUGCAACCUUGCUGUUGAGUGGAGUUCCAACGACGGAUGUGACACCGUCGAGGGCAAGUGGAUCAACAGCUAUCCCAAUUACAGACUAGCUGCUAGGCAUGGUUGUGUAUCACCCUCAUGGCGGCGAAAGGUAGCGCAGACGUGUAUGCCUGCAUACUCUGGGAUGGAGGCACAACCACAUCUAGGGACAAAUGUGAGAUGGGUGAGAUACAUUCCUCCGUCUUCCAGGGUAAACGCACGAGGGAUGUGCAGGCUACCAGCUCAAGGUCUCAUUAGGUUAACCCAUCAAGUGGUCAGAUCAAUCCCUAGAGGGUUCCUUGAAUUACUACCCCUUCGAGAGGGCUGGUCAGCCCCGAAAGGGGUGAUCGGUUGCAGUGCGCUCUUUAGAAGACGACAGUCGUUUGGAGAGUGGGGAAGUUGCACUCCUGGGUGCAUGCCAGGAGAGCAGAUUCCUACGGGACUCUGGAGAUCGAAGGCACGUUACGCAGGCAUUGUGCCGAUCGAUUUAGAAGUACGGGGUAGUAAUUCAAGGGAUUCUGGCCGUGGCCGAGGAGCAGGCAACCAGAGACGAGAGCUGCAUGCCUGCCGUGCAUCUAGAAGAAGAUCAGGGGGUACUUUCGGUGACGACAAUGAAGAAGAGGAGGCCCCAAAGCUGAGCAAAAAUGCAAUGAAGAGAGUAGCUUUGCAAGGUGUCGAGUGGGCAGAGACCUUGGCAAAGAUGAGUGUGAAGCAGAUUGAAUCAGUCGUUGAAGAUGCGGACCUUCCCGAGGAAGUGCCCGAGGCCAUUGCCCUUGUGAAGACUCUUGGCAUCAAGACGAAGAAUGGCCGACGUAGGCAAUUCAACUACAUCGGUAGUCUUCUGCGUGAUGCUGAUCCACAGCUGAUGGAAGCCGCAAUCGCUGCCGCGAGGGAGGGGAGGUCCUUGACUGCAGCAAGAAGUGCACGCCAACAAGUGGAAAACAACGCAGAGUCAGAGGGCGUGGAAGUCGCGCGUGCAAAUCCUUAGGCUGUGCUCAUACAGUGCCAUACAUGAAUAUCGUUUCGGAAACGUUGCGACGGCAUAACUGUGAUUGUGCCCAUAUCCAUCACACUUUCAGUAUGCUCUCAGAUGCCUCUCUGCAAGUGUUGUAUUCCAGUGCUAGAUUAGUCAGAAGCAGACCUUGCGUAACUUAAACGAAACUCUUUCUCUGUUCUUUUAGGGUACCUUAGGUGGAAGUGGAGAGAAAAGAGUAUUGAGGGAACAAGAAGCAUGCACAGUGUACAUGGCCACGUACCGUGGGUCCUGCGUAUGGGUGAAAUGUAUCAUCCCCUCAUGGGUGGUGAGUGUAGUCAAUGCAACGCCUUCUCCUUUUAUAAAUCGGGAAGAAGCCCUUUUUAUUAACCCUGGCCUCUUUUUAGCUGCAGCGUUGGAUUGACUAACUGUACUUUCUUUUGUAUAGCUUCAGGUGUAACGCGCGGUUGGAGAGGGAUCUCCGUCGAGUUUGUGAGGCUCGUAUGCAUUCCACCAGUUGAGCUGGCUAGUUUCCUGGCAUUCCUGUCCGAAGAGAACCAAGGCAUGGUCGCGCUUGGCGGUGAGUAGCACACCUCCUGACAAUGGGGCUCAGCUUCCCAUAU